UGUGCGGCUCCGCGGCCGCUGCGCGAGGUCUCGCCCCGCGGAUCUCCAGCGCCCCGGCCGUGCCCGCGGGGCCCCGCCGCCGCGCCCGGGGUGCGCAGGCCGCGGGCAGGCGGGACCGGGGGCUCAGCAAAAGCUCAGCGCGCAGGCGAAAGAAACAUGGCGCUGGGAAGCAGUAUGUGCAAAAUCCGCAAGGAAUUGCAGUAAAUUCCUUUUUGUUUGAAGAAAAUUUACAACUUGGUAAUAGACCUUUUUAUGACCUAUUUGGGCUCGUCAUUGGCUGCGGCUGGUCAUGUGCAGGCAGCGAGCGCUUUCAUGGCCUUUUCCUGAUUUCCCUGGCGAUUUUCCCCCUGCAUUCUGCCUUCAGAGAGCCUCAGCCCCUCUUUUCCUAACCUUUGUCUAGGCUGAGGUGUAUGGCAGUCGCCCUCAUGUUUGUGUCCCGCUCCCCGAAACCCGCGGCCGGUCCCGCCGCCGCCGCGCUGACACGUCCCCGGCCCCGCGACGCCUGCUCUCCCGCGCCCGCGGGGGGAUGCGCGGAGCCCCGCGCCCGCCGCCGCGCCGCCUCCAGCCCUCCGCUCCUCUCCCGCCGCUUGUUGCCCCCGCUGCCGCUAUCUCCUCCGGCACACGGAUUGCUACGCGGGCGCAAAAUGGAUUACAACGAUCCUCCCAGGCUCCUCCGCAGGCGGGCAGUGCCGCGAACCGGUUCGGCACCAUGGAAGGACACCCAUGGUCCGUGCCCACGGAUUAUCCAAAGGAACCCGAAGAUCCUACCCACACAGUUAAAGUCAAAAAUCAAGACAAAACAUAAGUGUGGUGGCUGCGAGUGGCCCGGGCCGACGACGUGAGGCGCGGGGCGGCGGUCAAUGUUAUUUGAGCGGGGGCCGCGGGCCUCGGCGAUCGCAGAGCGGAGGAUGCAGAAAGCCGCCUACUACGACAACGCGGGGCUCUUCGGGGGCUACACCUACGGCAAGGCCGACGCCUACCCCUACGGCGCGGCCCACCAGCCCUAUGGCCAGGCCGGCCUGGACGGCGAGUACCCCGGCUCCGCCUGCUCCGUCCAGGGCUCGGCGCCCGGCCGCGCCCCGGCCCACAAGGGCAGCGAGCUGAGCGGCAGCUGCAUGCGGACGGCCGGGGGCGGCCCCGGGGGCAGCCAGCCCCCGGGCAUCGGCGAGCAGCAGCCCCCGGCGCUACCACCCUCCUCGCCGCCCAACCCUCCCCCCAGCGCACCCCCUCCGAAAAAAGCCAAGGGGGGCCCCAACUCCUCGGGCUCGGCCACCGCCACCCUCAGCAAGCAGAUAUUCCCCUGGAUGAAGGAGUCCCGGCAGAACUCCAAGCAGAAAAGCACCUGCGCCCCCUCAGGAGAGAGCUGCGAGGACAAGAGCCCCCCCGGGCCGGCCUCCAAGCGGGUGCGCACAGCCUACACCAGCGCGCAGCUGGUGGAGCUGGAGAAGGAGUUUCACUUCAACCGCUACCUGUGCCGGCCGCGCCGGGUGGAGAUGGCCAACCUGCUCAACCUGACGGAGCGGCAGAUCAAGAUCUGGUUCCAGAACCGCCGGAUGAAGUACAAAAAGGACCAGAAAGCCAAAGGCAUCAUGCACUCCCCCGUCGGACAGUCCCCAGACCGCAGCCCCCCCCUGAGCGGCCCAAACCACGUCGGCUACUCCAGCCAGCUCCCCAGCGUCAACAGCCUCAGCUACGACGCGCCCUCGCCCACCUCCUUCGCCAAAUCCCAGCAGAGCAUGUACGGGCUGGCCGCCUACACGGCGCCGCUGAGCAGCUGCCUGCCGCAGCAGAAGCGCUACGCGGGCGCGGAGUACGACCCCCACCCCAUGCAGAGCGGCGGCGGCGGCUUCGCCAACCCCAGCCUGCAGGGCAGCCCCGUCUACGUGGGGGGCAACUUCGUGGACUCGAUGCCGGCCUCCGGCCCCAUGUUCAACCUGGGGCACCUGCAGCACCCCUCCUCCGCCAGCGUGGACUACAGCUGCGCCGCCCAGAUCCCCGGCGGCCAUCACCACGGACCUUGCGACCCCCACCCCACCUAUACGGACCUCUCCUCUCACCACACCUCUCAGGGACGGAUGCAGGAGGCGCCCAAGCUCACGCAUCUGUAGCGGGGCGGCGGGCGGCGGGGCCCGCUCCCCUCUCAAUUACCUCACUUUUCUGACGGGACAGUGUUACUUUGCUCUCGAGUGCCA
Phalacrocorax carbo (great cormorant) is the source of this 2192-nucleotide messenger RNA. The record is from RefSeq and is a predicted model, not a curated record. Lineage: Eukaryota; Metazoa; Chordata; Aves; Suliformes; Phalacrocoracidae.